CAAGUGACAUCCCAUUCUACCGCAGUGUUAUGUCAACAAAAUUUUUUUUCAGUUUUCAAUAAAAAAAUUGUUUUCAAUUAUUUCGAAAAUAUUAAAAUGUCGGAAUAUGAUAGAGUAAGAAAGGGAAAACUAAAAUUGAAAGGUGAAAGUGAUAAACCAAAAAAAAGGAAGAGGAAAGAAAAGAAGAUAUCAAACACACCUAAGGUAGACAACGAUGCCUUGAGCCAUGGGAAUUGGUGGAAAACAACGAAAAUUGAAGAAAUAAGAGGGUCUGUAGCCAUUGAAUUCGGUUCAAGAACCUAUGUUAAAGCGUUGGACAAUGGCUUGUUUACACUAGGAGCUCCACAUAACGAAGGGGAUGGUCCUUCCCCUGAAGAAAUUUUGACUGCUGUAGUUGUAAAUGAGAAAAAAGUAGCAUUUAAAUCUGGUUAUGACAAAUAUUUGAGAGUUGAAAAAGAUGGUACCGUUACUGGAAGAUCAGAUGCUAUUGGUGCCAUGGAACAAUGGGAGCCAGUGUUUCAGGAUGGAAAGUUAGCUUUACAAGGGUAUAAUGAUUGUUUUCUUGGAGUUGAUCCUGAUGAUGAUGGAAUAGUUGCUAGAGCCAAAACGGCAAGUCAAAAUGAAAUGAUUUCUAUCAGGUCACAUACUGCUCGUGAAGUUAAUCCAUUGAAGGAUGUGCCCACUGAAGAGCAAGGCGAUAUUCAGCAGAUAGAAGUCAAUUAUGUAAAAAAGUUCCAAAAGUUUCAAGAUAAACGAUUGAGGAUAAGUAAGGAGGAUACUAAAGAACUAGAAAAAGCUAAGCAGGAUGGCGCAUUCCAUGAAGCAUUAUUAGACAGGAGAAGUAAAAUGAAAGCCGACAGAUAUUGUAAAUAAGAUAACUUAUUUUGUAUUAAUCUAAGUGUAAAAUGAAUAUACAAAACUGUACAAAAUAUCGAUAUUUAAAUUUCAUUGGAUUAUUGA
Molecule: messenger RNA, 960 nt
Organism: Harmonia axyridis
Lineage: Eukaryota; Metazoa; Arthropoda; Insecta; Coleoptera; Coccinellidae
Gene: FRG1
Product: protein FRG1 homolog
Exons: 4
Coding region: 97-873 (258 amino acids)
Cellular component (GO): nucleolus; catalytic step 2 spliceosome; striated muscle dense body
Molecular function (GO): actin filament binding
Source: RefSeq, a predicted model, not a curated record